This is a messenger RNA of Corylus avellana, 1735 nucleotides long. Lineage: Eukaryota; Viridiplantae; Streptophyta; Magnoliopsida; Fagales; Betulaceae. The record is from RefSeq and is a predicted model, not a curated record.
AGAGAGAGAGAGAUCGAUGGAUUUCUUGUGCUUUGUAAUUGCCAUUUGCCUCACCUGGAUCUUAAUCCAAGCUGUUUUCUCUAUGAUUCCAAGUAGGAAGUGGAAGGCAAAUCACAAAAAGCUUCCACCUGGUCCAAAACCUUUUCCGGUCAUCGGAAACCUCUUGGAACUCGGUGAUCAACCCCACAGGUCCCUAACCAGGCUUGCCAAGACUCAUGGUACCAUAAUCAGCCUAAAACUUGGAGGAGUAACAACAAUAGUCAUCUCUUCAGCAGACAUGGCCAAACAAGUCCUCCAAACACAUGACCAAAACUUGUCGAACCGAACCAUCCCGGACGCACUCCGAGCCCACGAGCACGACGUGUUCGGCUUGCCGUGGAUCACCGUUUCAAGCAAGUGGAGAAACCUUCGUAAAAUAUGCAACGGUCAACUAUUCUCCAACUCAGCCCUUGACGCCAACCAAGAUAUCCGGCGGAAGAAAGUGCAAGAGCUCCUCGCCGAGACUCGUCAGAGCUGCCUAGCCGGUGAGGCUGUGGAAGUUGGGAGAGCCGCUUUCAAGACUACGCUUAAUAUGUUAUCAAACACCAUUCUUUCGGUUGAUUUGGCGGACCCGAAUUCUGACGCGGCUAGAAAGUUCAAGGAGAUCGUGUGGAAUAUCAUGGAAGAGGCAGGGAAACCCAACAUAGCAGAUUAUUUUCCUUUGCUUCAGAAGUUGGACCCUCAAGGGAUAAGGCGGCGCAUGACAGUUAACUUCGGGAAGAUGAUGGACCUCUUUUCCCGCAUGAUUAACGAACGUUUGCAGUUGAGAAAAGUGUCUGGUUUUGUCACGAACAGUGACAUGUUAGAUACCCUUCUCAACAUCAGCGAAGAAAACAUUGAACAGAUGGACAAGACGACGAUGGAACAUUUCUUCUUGGAUCUAUUUGCUGCUGGCACUGAUACAACAUCAGCCACAUUGGAAUGGGCAAUGGCAGAGCUACUUCGAAACCCAGAUGCACUAUCAAAAGCCAAAACAGAGUUGCAACAAGUAAUUGGUGAAGGUCACCCGGUUGAGGAAUCGGAUAUUACUCGUUUACCUUACUUACAAGCAGUAGUGAAAGAAACAUUCCGGUUGCAUCCGGCAAUUCCUUUGUUACUCCCUAGGAAAGCUGAAGAAGAUGUAGAAAUCAAUGGUUAUAUUAUCCCAAAGGGUUCACAAGUGUUAGUGAAUGCAUGGGCUAUAGGCCGAGACCCGAGCUUUUGGGAGAAUGCAAAUUCAUUUAUACCGGAGAGGUUCUUGGGGUUGGAAAUUGAUGUUAAAGGCCGAAACUUUGAGAUUAUACCCUUUGGUAGUGGAAGGAGAAUAUGUCCUGGUUUGCCAUUGGUAAUACGAGUGUUGCACUCGAUGUUAGGUUCUCUUAUCCACACCUUUGAUUGGAAGCUUGAAGAUGGGGUUAAACGUGAGGACAUGAACAUGGAAGAAAAGUUUGGCAUAACUUUACAGCGUGCACAUCCUCUAAGAGCUGUCCCUAUUCCAGUCUAAAAUAGGCUGAAGAAUUUACUUUGUUGUAGCUUAAAAGAAGAAAAUAUGCAUAUCUCAAAAAAGAAAAAAAAAAAAAAACAUUUUGUAUUGGCAUAUGUUUGGUGUAUUGUACUUUAAUUUUUUGUUGAAUAACAAAUAGGGCUUGUGAUUUUGAUGAUGACUUCAAAUAUAGCCGAGGUUGGAGGUUGUAAAAGAAGGAAGACUUGCUUUUGG